Coregonus sp. 'balchen' is the source of this 4987-nucleotide messenger RNA. NCBI's taxonomy places the organism in Eukaryota, Metazoa, Chordata, Actinopteri, Salmoniformes, Salmonidae. The record is from the annotation of a GenBank genome assembly.
AUGGGUAAGGAACAGGACCUCCUGGUGGCAGUGAAGAGUGGAGACAUCCUCCUGGCACACAAACUCCUGACCAAGGUUAAAUGCAACAAAACCAGUGAGUAACUAGACACACACACACACACAUCUGCUUUCCCUUUAAAUUCCUGAUGCAGCCUGUGUGUGCCUGUGUUUGUGUUCAGAGCAUGUGUAUCUGUUGGCUUGAUGUAAUGUACAGAAGAAACAGUGAUAGCCCGUCCCUUAUCUGAGUGAUAUUGUUCUCUGUAUCUGUAUCAAGGGAACACUUUGUAUUUAAAAUAGCAGUAUCAGGUUCAACCAUCCACCACAACCAAUGAUCCAUCUAGCGGUCGGACAAUUUGAAGUUAAAUGUAGUCAAACCCCCAACAAUAUGACCUAAUCUCCAAAACACAGACGCUGGUACUGUACAAUAUGUCUCAGGGUGUGUGUCUCGAAUGGCACCCUAUUCCCUAUAUAGUGCACUACUGUUGACCAGGGCCCAUAGGGCUCUGGUCAAAAGUAGUGCACUGUAUAGGGAAUAGGGUGCCAUUUGUGAUGCACCUCACAGUGUGGGUAUGGAGCUUCAGUGUUGCUUAUCUCUACAGAUUCCUGUCAAACUGCUCGCGAGGCUAGCCUACUGUAGCAUUGUGGCUAAUUACAGUAUUCUCCUUAUCCAGGCCAGGAGAAAGUUAAACCUCUCUCUCUCUCUCUGUGAAACCUCUUUGUUGUUGUUAUCUGCCUGUGCUGUGCUUUCAUCGUGGCUGCUGUUCUGCUCUGCUCGGUGGCAGGCUCAGAGGAACAAGGGCCUGUCAGUAGCACAUAGGGUUAGCGCUAGCCCUACACAUCAUGACAUGCUGCUAAUGCCUUUCAACAGUCAAACACUCAUGGGCUAAAUGUUUCAAUGCUCGGGAAAGGAAAUUAGUGGCCUAGUUGUUGCAUUAAUUUCUUCAUUUGUAGGGCUGGGAAUUGCCUCACAAUAUUAUAUUUUCAUGAGAUUUAGGUGCCGACAUGAUAUGUAUUGCAAUUCUUAUGAUUGUCACGAUUCUAUAUGUAUUGCGAUUCAAUACUGGGAUUUUAUUGCGAUUCGAUGUUCCAAAUAUAUUACUCACCAUAUGUCUGCUGGACAGGGACAAGAGAGAGCCAUGAGAUUUUUUGUUGUUGAUCAGUCAUGGUAAUAAAAGUGCUGAAAACAAAUUGGCUACCUUUUUAAAAAGAAGAUGGAGAACAAGCUAUGAAGAAAAAAUACUGGACUUCUGGUGCAGGCACAGCAAACUAACGCAUAAAUAAUAUCACGAUAUUGUCAAAAUGAUACAUUUACAUUUUAGUCAUUUAGCAGACGCUCUUAUCCAGAGCAACUUACAGUUAGUGAAUACAUAUUUUUUUUAUACUGGCCCCCCAUGGGAAUCGAACCCGCAACCCUGGCGUUGCAAACGCCAUGCUCUAUCAACUGCUCUACAUCCCUGCCGGCCAUUCCCUCCCCUACCCUGGGCCAAUUGUGCGACGCCCAUGAGUCUCCCGGUCACGGCCGGCUGCGACAGAGCCUGGAUUUGAACCAGGAUCUCUAGUGGCACAGUUAGCACUGCGAUGCAGUGCCUUAGACCACUGCGCCGCUCAGGAGGUUAACACGAUAUAUCAUCCAAAAUAAUAUCCCAAUAUGUAACUGUAUCGAUUUUUCCCCCCAUCACUAUUCAUUUGCAGUGUGAUUUAUUUUACUUUACCAACUUUCCGGAUGUAAUGCAUUAAUCAAAGUGAAAUUAGCCUAGUUUCACUCUUGGAAUAUGCUUGUGUAAGUAAGUACUCUACCCUGACUGAAAAAAUAGGGUACGUUCUGAUGCUUUGCAAUGCUCAGUCUCUAAUAUUUUCCAUUUGUAAACGAGUAGUUUGGUACCUCAGGACAGUAAGACUUAAAAUAUGAAGGGCUGUAUUUUAACAAACCUGACGCGAUGGUAAAUCUAAGCGCAGGCGGUAGCGCUAUAGGAUCAGGGGUGUGUCAGAAAUAUUUUUGCUAUUUUCACAACUACAAUUAUCGUCGCAAAAGGCCUGGGUUUUCAUGAACAAACAAGUUGUGGGUGUGUUGAGGCUUGGCCCCUCACUGGCCAAUCAAAACGUGCUCCAUGGCUAAAUAUGUGGUUGCUUGAAGUUGUGUAUUUACGGUCUUUUAUGUAUUGCCUUGGAAUCAACCCCAAUUCCAAUGUUAGUCCGUUAUAGUUUGUUAAAUGGCUUACAGAAACAAAAUAACAAAAUGUGUAGACCUAUCCCAUCUUUGCUAAAUACGUUAACUAGAACCCAUUUGCAGUCCAAAUUGUUCUAAGUAAUUGCAUGGCUUCAAUAGCAUUCACACUGAUAUAGGGACUAGGCCUACUGUAAAUUGCAUUAUGGCUGAGCAUGUAUAUGCCGAACAUUGUCAAUAAGCAAGAUUAAAUUCAUUAUUGAUAAGGCCUAAAAAGAGAACGAAUAAUUCAAAUCAAAUUCUAAACAAAAUGAAACAACAAGUUGUUUUAAAUAGGUUAUGUCUAAAUACACUUACAGGCACCAUAGUUUCUCCCUGUGGGCAUAUAAUAUUAAAACAACGCAGAUUAUGGAGGGUUUUAUGUACAGUACAUCCAAACUUUUCACAGUAGCUGGAUCCAAUAUAGAUCCAAUAUAAAGAGAAAGGGAGAAUGUCCACUCACUGUUAUACUGCUCCCAAAUAUGUUUUAUGAACAUAAUCGGAACCAUUUUACAGAUCAGAUCGUAUUCACAUAUCUCCAGGAGUUGCAUUGCAUGCGAGCCACGGAGUUGUCACCAUAAAACCAGGAAGGUGAAUCAUUCUAAUAAGUUUGGUUGUAAUAAAAUGUAACGAAAAACAAGCAAUCAGUUUAAAAAAACAACAACAACAACAACAUGUAUAAUGUAAUGAUAUCAUCAAAUUGGCGGGAUAAGAAAGAGGCGCUGUUGAACCAGGACAACAACAAAAAGCCUUCAUUGACGAUAUACAGGAAGUAGCAGGAGGGGAGGCUUCCCUUGGUUUUUAAUCAAAUAAAAAAUAAAUGGGAAAAAACAUUAGUUUUUUAUGUUUCUAAAUACGAAGUAUGCAGGCACAAAAUGCUAAUUGGGAUUCUCUUGUUCCAUGCGCAUAUGGGCAGUGUGCAUCAUGGCUGGAUAGGCUGUGUUUCCGCUGUCAAAUGUCAUGCCAUAACCAACUGCUGACGCUAAAACCAGCUUUUGGUUGGUCUUAAAUAUCCCUAUCAGUGUAUAUAGCUCCGCAGUGAUCUGGUACUUCUACUCCCUGUAUAUAGCUCCACAGUGAUCUGGUACUGGUACUUCCUGUAUAUACUGUAGCUCCACAGUGAUCUGGUACUGUUACUUCCUGUAUAUAGCUCCACAGUGAUCUGGUACUGGUACUUCCUGUAUAUAGCUCCACAGUGAUCUGGUACUGGUACUUCCUGUAUAUAGCUCCACAGUGAUCUGGUACUGGUACUUCCUGUAUAUAGCUCCGCAGUGAUCUGGUACUCCCUGUAUAUAGCUCCGCAGUGAUCUGGUACUGGUACUCCCUGUAUAUAGCUCCACAGUGAUCUGGUACUGGUACUCCCUGUAUAUAGCUCCGCAGUGAUCUGGUACUGGUACUCCCUGUAUAUAGCUCCACAGUGAUCUGGUACUGGUACUCCCUGUAUAUAGCUCCGCAGUGAUCUGGUACUGGUACUUCCUGUAUAUAGCUCCACAGUGAUCUGGUACUGGUACUUCCUGUAUAUAGCUCCACAGUGAUCUGGUACUGGUACUUCCUGUAUAUAGCUCCACAUUGAUCUGGAACUGGUACUUCCUGUAUAUAGCUCCACAGUGAUCUGGUACUGGUACUCCCUGUAUAUAGCUCCGCAGUGAUCUGGUACUGGUACUUCCUGUAUAUACUGUAGCUCCACAGUGAUCUGGUACUGGUACUCCCUGUAUAUAGCUCAACAGUGAUCUGUUACUGGUACUCCCUGAAUAUAGCUCCACAGUGAUUUGGUACUGGUACUCCCUGUAUAUAGCUCCGCGGUGAUCUGGUACUGGUACUUCCUGUAUAUAGCUCCACAGUGAUCUGGUACUGGUACUUCCUGUAUAUAGCUCCGCAGUGAUCUGGUACUGGUACUUCCUGUAUAUAGCUCCGCAGUGAUCUGGUACUGGUGCUCCCUGUAUAUAGCUCCGCAGGGAUCUGGUACUGGUACUUCCUGUAUAUAGCUCCACAGUGAUCUGGUACUGGUGCUCCCUGUAUAUACUGUAGCUCCACAGUGAUCUGGUACUGGUACUCCCUGUAUAUAGCUCCACAGUGAUCUGGUACUGGUACUUCCUGUAUAUAGCUCCACAGUGAUCUGGUACUGGUACUUCCUGUAUAUAGCUCCUCAAUGAUCUGGUACUGGUACUCCCUGUAUAUAGCUCCACAGUGAUCUGGUACUGGUACUUCCUGUAUAUAGCUCCACAUUGAUCUGGUACUGGUACUCCUUGUAUAUAGCUCCAUUCUUGUGUAUUUUAUUCUUCUUGUGUUACUAUUUAUUUUAUAUAUUUUUUAACUCUGCAUCGUUGGUAAGGGCUCAUAAGCAAGCAUUUCAUGGAAAAGUCUACAUCCGUUGUGUUCGGCGCAUGUGACAAAUACAAUUUAAUUUGAUUUGACACACACACACACCAUGUCAUCACCAUUGACCCUAGUGGAGGGGUUAAGGAUGUGGUCAAUGUUACGGUGGUUCAUUACUGCAGGAGAGCUGUAAGAAUGACAGAUGCCAAGAUGCUCUGGUCUACACUGGCUGGUAUAGCCCUGGCUAGGUGUCAAUGAAGUUGAAUAGCAUGCCUAUUGAUUAUGUAGAGCUGUAAAAGCUCUGUGUGUGUGUGUGUUUGUGUGUGUCUGUCUGUCCUUGUGUGUGGUGCUCCUCUAGUGGGGUCUUGUCAGGCCCAACCUCAGGCUCAGGGCCAGCCUAUAGCCAGGCAGAUGGAGAGAGACCACCAGAGCACUGAAUGGAACCAGGGCUGGAGGAGGGCUCAGGGG